Molecule: messenger RNA, 1917 nt
Organism: Aphis gossypii (cotton aphid)
Lineage: Eukaryota; Metazoa; Arthropoda; Insecta; Hemiptera; Aphididae
Gene: Rab5
Product: ras-related protein Rab-5C
Exons: 5
Coding region: 1137-1772 (211 amino acids)
Molecular function (GO): GTP binding; GTPase activity
Source: RefSeq, a predicted model, not a curated record
CGCCGCCGCGAUCGAGUGUAACGAAACGUUCUAUACCACAGUUCGCCGUGCGGAAUUGGACGCCCAUUGCACGGCGUUGUUAUCGAAUACGGCAAUGUUUCUUUUUCCAUUAAAACCAUUAUUAUAUUAUAUUCUUCGAUAAUAUUAUUAUGUACGGCACACGACGACGGCGACGACGUGGACGUUCAACAUAAUAAUAUUAUAUUUUUUUUUAUUUCGUCGUCCGCACUUCCACAGCGCUACUAUACGGCUACCGUCAAGGCUGUCCCUUUCUCCCGCUCGUCAUCAGUCACCACUGCGCGUCGAUCGACGUAUAGUAUCACAGUAAUACGUGACGCUGCGCCGUAUCAUCGACAUCGAUGACACGCGACUUUUAAAAGUUUUAUUCUUCUUUAUCAUUACCGACGGGCGACAAAAAAAAAAAAAAAUAAUAAUAAUAAUAAUAAUAAUAAUAAUAAUAAUAAUAAUACGCUACUCCGCGGUUAGUAGGAACGAAACUACGGAACCGUCCGGUGGGGAGACAACUACAGUCGGCUCAAAACUACCAACUAAUCAGUGAUAUUAUUAUAUAUUAUAUUAUUGUUGUUACGAUUUACCGUUUAGGCGUUUACGACAUUCACUCCGUCUCCCGUCCGAAUCAGUUGUGGUGCGUCACCGCUGCCGCCGCCGCCGCCGCCGUUAAUUAUGUGAUAAUCAAUCGACGACGUGAAACAUUCGAAGAAUUUCCCAAAGUUAAACACUGUAUACCAGUGUUCCGCUUUUUGCGUAUCACAUACACACACACACACACACUCGCGAUAAAUAUAAUAAUAUAAUAUAAUAUUCGGACUGUGAUUAGAAAGGAAGUAGUCAGUGAGAGUUUAAUUAAACGACAUAUAUAUAUAUAUAUAUAUAUUCAUAAAUAUAAUUUAUUCAAUUUUUUUUUUUAGCAAUUAUUUUAUUACGAUUUUCGUUUAUUUAAAUAAUAUAUAUAUUUUUUAGUUUAUUUUUUUUAACAACUUAAUCGUUCCUACAUUAAUUCCGUAACAUAUAAUAAUUAUUAUAUAAUAUUAAUACAGUAUUACGUUUUCAACGAACCCCGGCGGAGAAACAGUCAACAGAUUGUAGAAAACUCGAAAAUCAUUUAUAAAUAUAUAAUGGCCAACAGAGCUGUACCACAGAGGCCUAACGGCCAAACACCAGGCAAAAUUUGUCAGUUUAAGUUGGUUCUUUUAGGUGAAUCAUCAGUUGGAAAAUCUAGUUUAGUGCUUAGAUUUGUAAAAGGCCAGUUUCAUGAAUAUCAAGAGAGUACCAUUGGUGCUGCUUUUCUUACCCAAACAAUUCAUUUAAACGAUGUCGCUGUUAAAUUUGAAAUUUGGGAUACAGCUGGUCAAGAGCGUUACCAUAGUUUAGCACCAAUGUAUUAUAGAGGUGCUCAAGCAGCAAUUGUAGUCUAUGAUAUUACUAAUCAAGAUACCUUUGAAAGAGCUAAAAAUUGGGUAAAGGAACUCCAAAGACAAGCAACACCUGGCAUUGUAAUAGCCUUAGCUGGAAACAAGUUAGAUUUAAAUACUAUGAGAAGUGUUCAGACUGAUGAAUCACAAACGUAUGCCUAUGAAAAUGGACUGCUGUUUAUGGAAACAUCAGCAAAAACAAGUGCUAAUGUGACAGAAAUUUUUAAAGCAAUUGCUGAAAAACUUCCUAAGAACGAAACAACUAGUACUGCAGGACAAGGCCGACGUCUAGUUGAAUCUGAAGGAGCUAAUAAGAGCCUUAGCAGCUGUUGUAAGUGAUACAGUAAAUCAAGUCAGUUUUCAUAUGGAUUAUUGACAUUUAAUCAUCUAAUAAAUUAUAUAGCUUUGUAAAAUUAUUAAGCCUCAGAAUUAUAUUUAUCAAUUUGCAUUUAAUAUAUGUAUCAAUAUAUUAUCUAAUAAUAUA